AUGGCAUGGCGUUCGCAUGGUGAUUCAAACGCUUCAUUGGUCGGCAACUUACAAAAAGUGGGUCGUUUUGCAGGAAAUCGCCUGUUCGAGGAUGAAAGAGUCAAAAUGGCAAUGCUAGCGAUUGAUCGGGCGGAUUUUUGCCCGCGAAAUCCAUACAUGGACAAUCCGGAGCCGAUCGGUUGCAAUGCCACAAUCAGUGCACCACAUAUGCACGCUGCUGCUCUCCAGUAUCUCAAAGACCAUUUGAGGGAAGGUGAUCGGGCGCUGGAUGUUGGCUCGGGCUCUGGUUAUCUCACUGCAUGCAUGGCACAUAUGGUUGGUUUAAGCGGGCGAGUGGUUGGAAUUGAGCAUAUCAGAGAACUGGUCGAAUUGUCCAUUCGAAACAUCCGCAAACAUCAUGCAGAAUUUCUGGACGGCGAAAGAAUUGUGAUGGUUGAAGGUGAUGGGCGCAGAGGCUUUGAGCGAUACGCUCCCUACAAAGCGAUUCAUGUUGGAGCUGCAGCACCAGCCGUACCUGAAGAGCUGCUCAGCCAGUUGGCUCCAGGAGGACGGAUGCUGAUACCUGUGGGCGCUGCACACAGCGAUCAGCGUUUCGUGCAAAUCGAUAAGGACGAGAAGGGUAAUGUUACUCGAAUUGAGAAAAUGGGAGUGAUCUUCGUGCCGCUCACCAACAAGGAGAAUCAAAUGGGCCGCAUGUGCUGA
This is a messenger RNA of Gongylonema pulchrum, 702 nucleotides long. The record is from the annotation of a GenBank genome assembly. NCBI's taxonomy places the organism in Eukaryota, Metazoa, Nematoda, Chromadorea, Rhabditida, Gongylonematidae.